UCGCGAGGUUGGUAGUCUUGACGCAGGAUUUCGUUUUUAGUGACGAGUGUGGUGUUGUGGUUGUGUUUGCGGACUGAAAAAAAAAACGUAUUCCGGGGACUUUUUACAUAUCUUUUUGACAUUUUUCUUAAAUUAAGGGGUAGAUGAAGGAUAUAUUAUGCCUCGCAAAGAUAAGUAUGAAGGUAACAGCAGUAACAAUGGCUCGGGUCGUCGCGUGCAAUCCCUCAUUUCGCAGGAGGAGCAGGCCGCUGGGAAAAAGUCAUGCUGGAAUGAGUUGGAGAUAACAGGAACCAUCAGAAACCUCAGUCCAAAUCUGUUCCAGAUGACUCAUCUAACUGCACUGCAUUUAAAGAACAAUAGCCUGUGUAGGUUGUUGCCUGAAAUAUGCCAGCUGGUUAAUCUGCGCAAUCUUGAUCUGAGUUACAACAAGUUGCGAUCACUGCCUGCUGAGUUGGGGGAGCUCAUACAUCUCAGACAUGCACCCUUCACAAAGGAAAACAGCUGUAUCAAUUGAAGACAUUAUCAGUCAAGUUUCGCCAAUAUAAAUAUCUACCACAAGCGAAUGAUUGGUUUCCUCAAGACCUGCGUUUAGAAUAUUACAUCACAGAGAUGUAUCCAAAGAGUUGCAGUCGACUCUAACUGCCAGGAAGUUAUAUGGAAUAGAUCAUUGCCACUCUAGGAGUAAUUCUAGAGUAGAGCUAAAGUAUGGUACCUCAAUACAAUAACAGCCAAAUCAUCAUCAUCUCUUGGCACCAUUCGUCAACUGAACAUCCGUGGGGUAUGAUGGGAAGAAGAGCGACCUCUUUACCUUAUCCUCUACCAACAUUAGCAACACUUCGCAUUGAGUUUGGUAUGAGGUACCUUACCAGAAGCACGCUACGAUAACUGUUCGAGAAUGUAUGUGGCACUAAGUUAGUCGAAGACAUUAUUAGCGGAUUCUAGCGAUACAGUUAAUUUUUUUACCUAAAACUUUUGUCACGUUUUCCUCUUGCUUACUUCUAACUAUAUACAAACUUCAUUCACAUAAGACCAUUUCCAAUGGGCGCCCUUUUUUGUCAGAAAGAAUGCUAAAAAAAAACCAUGUCCAC
Messenger RNA from Acanthoscelides obtectus, 1088 nucleotides. NCBI's taxonomy places the organism in Eukaryota, Metazoa, Arthropoda, Insecta, Coleoptera, Chrysomelidae. The record is from the annotation of a GenBank genome assembly.